AUGGGUGAACCAACUGUUGUUGUUCUGCACAACGAAGAUGGCGAUCAGAGCAGCCAGGACACGGAGCAAACUCAUCAAGACAGCCUCUACAAGUAUAUCAGCUGGGAGGAUCCCCUUCGUACGCUGGGUACAUACUUCGCUGCUCUUGGCGUUCUAUUUGGAGCGCACUAUUUGCCUCUCACUCAAUGGGCGCUCAAGGCUGGAAUGACUACUCUUGGAGUUGUUUCUGUUACGGAGUUCGCUAGCCGAUCAUUCAGCUCCGAUUCGUUGUCCACCCGUCUCCGGCCCAAGGAGUACAAGACUUUCAACGAGUCUACCCUCAAUGCCACAUUAAAGGACAUUCAUGAUCUCAUUCAGUCUGGUGCAAUUCAAGCUCAAAGAAUUCUCUACGGUCAAGACCUCGAGAAAGCCUUCGCUGCUUUCAUCGGCUUCACCGCCUUGUACGGACUCAUGCAGGUUCUCGCUCCGUUUUGGCUGGCUGUCUUGGCUUUGACCUCCGUUUUCAUUGCGCCUCUCGUCAACUCGCCUCAAGGUCGUAAGGCAGCCCAGGAUGCUACUGUGCGUGCUCAAGAGCUCGCCAACACGACGGCGGAAAAGGGCAAGGAACUUGCCAAGAACGGCCAAGUUAAGGCUUCUGAGCUAUCUUCAAAGGCGCAGCAGGCUGCGUACGAUGCUGGAAACACAGUUUCGAAUACGGCGCAGAGUGGAAAGCAAGCCGCGGUCGAUCUUUCAACAAAAGCAAGGAACACUGCCUCCGAUUUGUCUGGAACUGCGGCCGAUAAGGCCAGAAACACCGGAACGUCUCUUUCGAAUACUGCUCAAAAUGGAAAGCAAACAGCAGCCGACUUGUCAUCCAAGGCUAGGGAUACCGCCUCUGAUCUUUCUGGAGCUGCCGUCGACAAUACCAAGAACGCCGGAGCCAACAUCUCGAACGCAACUAAGAGUGGAAAGAACACUGCGGCUGAUUUGUCCUCAAAGGUCAGAGGCAACGCCUCUGAUGCGUCCGGAUACGCUGCCGAGAAUGCAAGGAACUUGCCGCAGGCGGGUUCGAACGCUAUCAACAAUGCUCAGGUUCGUCCCACAAUGCCGCCAGAACUUCCGGCGAUAACCAUCCCCGAGAGCAACCCGCAUAUGGCACCGACGGACUAG
Molecule: messenger RNA, 1149 nt
Organism: Colletotrichum spaethianum
Lineage: Eukaryota; Fungi; Ascomycota; Sordariomycetes; Glomerellales; Glomerellaceae
Exons: 5
Coding region: 1-1149 (382 amino acids)
Source: RefSeq, a predicted model, not a curated record